Chrysoperla carnea is the source of this 3819-nucleotide messenger RNA. RefSeq names its product voltage-dependent calcium channel subunit alpha-2/delta-3 (gene stj). The coding region runs from base 37 to 3816 and encodes 1259 amino acids. Gene Ontology annotation, cellular component: voltage-gated calcium channel complex. The record is from RefSeq and is a predicted model, not a curated record. NCBI's taxonomy places the organism in Eukaryota, Metazoa, Arthropoda, Insecta, Neuroptera, Chrysopidae. Gene Ontology annotation, molecular function: voltage-gated calcium channel activity. The transcript is spliced from 26 exons.
AACGAAAUUGUAAAAUAAAUUGUUUGGAAAAGUGCAAUGCUCCGUAAUGGUUACUUAUUUGGAUUAUUUUUCUUGUGCUCCUUAAUUGUUCGUGCAAAUUUUAAUCCAAAUGUGGGUACAAUUAACGUAUCUGUAGUAUCAACAUGGGCGCAAAAGUUAGGUGGAGAAUUAUUCAAUUUUGGAGAAUAUGUUACUCGAAUGAAACAAGUUGAAGAGAGUUAUAAAUUAGCUACGCUUGUUGAACGUGAUGGUUCGGCUAUUGUUCAAGAUAUUGCCAAAGAAAUUAAUUUAAUGAUGGAUUUAAAAAUUAGUGCAAUAAAGCGAAUUAUGGAUUCUGCUGAAAGUGCGGCAAUAACCGAACAAAAUGAAAAUGUGCCGUCAGGUUAUGCAUAUUUUAAUGCGAAAAAUUUAGUGCCACCACCAGAAAAUGACACGGUCGGAGAAGGUUAUCGAGAAAUGAAAUUAACACCCAACGAACAUUUCUAUAAUCUUUCGGUGAAUGUUUCCCAUAGUGCUGUCCAUGUACCAACGAAUGUUUACGAUCGAUCUCAAGAAGUUAUCAAGGCAAUCAAAUGGUCGGAAAAUUUAGAUUCAAUUUUUAAAAGUAACUAUGAUGCAGAUCCCUCACUUUCAUGGCAAUAUUUUGGAAGUUCGACAGGAUUUAUGCGACAAUUUCCAGCGAUGGAAUGGAAACAAGAACCAGUCGACUUAUUUGAUUGCCGAACACGAUCGUGGUACAUUGAAGCAGCUACUUCACCCAAGGAUGUUGUAAUUCUUGUCGAUAAUUCUGGUUCGAUGACUGGAUUACGAAAAGAAAUUGCACGACAUGUUGUUAAUAAUAUUUUGGAUACAUUGGGCAACAAUGAUUAUGUGAACAUAUUUUCAUUUGCUAAUGAAACGUUAGAGAUUGUACCAUGCUUCGAAGGUUUACUUGUACAAGCAACAUUGGCGAAUGUUCGAGAAUUGAAAAUAGGAAUGGAGAGUAUUGAAACAAAUAAUAUUGCAAAUUUUACGGCUGCACUAAUCAAAUCAUUCGAAUUAUUGUUGAGUUAUCGACGAGAAAAGGAAGGGGCACGCUGUAAUCAGGCAAUUAUGUUGAUCACCGAUGGUGUACCAUAUAAUUUUAAGGAAAUAUUUGAACAUUACAAUUGGCAAGAGUUACCAUCGAUGCCAGUACGAGUUUUCACAUAUCUAAUCGGACGUGAAGUUGCGGAUGUUCGCGAAGUCAAGUGGAUGGCAUGUGCGAAUCAAGGAUAUUACGUACAUCUAAGCACUUUUGCGGAAGUCCGGGAACAAGUGUUACAAUAUGUACCGGUAAUGGCACGUCCAAUGGUAUUAUCAAAAUCUGAACAUCCUGUAAUAUGGACACCGGUUUACGCAGAUGUGACAGAUCCAAAAAUGACAGAUUGGUUAUGGGAAAUCAAAGAACGUGAAGAACAGAAAGAGAGCAUACAAAGUUAUCGAAAAAAUAAACAAUUUUUUAAAUCAAAAGAAGAACAAGAUCGGCGAUUUGUUGAGAAACAAAAACGGAAACAUGAUCAACAUGGUGACAUGCAAUCGUAUAAAUUAAUGACAUCAGUUUCGAUGCCAGUAUUCGAUAGGCGUGAAUUAGCUAACAUCACUGAAAAUAUACUCGUAAAUGAGGCAAAUUGGGUUACAAUUACCAGAGAGACACGGGUUGCAAAUUUAUUGGGAGUUGCCGGUACCGAUAUUCCUAUUCAAGAUAUUCAAAGGCUUAUGAUGCCGCAUAUUCUGGGUGUUAAUGGUUACGCUUUUAUUGUAACAAAUAAUGGUUUCAUCUUAAUUCAUCCCGAUUUACGUCCAGUGUUUCAGGGUAUUUUGAAACCUUCAUAUAACAGUGUUGACAUGGCUGAAGUUGAACUGAUUGACGAUAAUCGGGAACCGAGAAAUUUUGAUCCAAUGCUAUUAGAAUUAAGAGACGCCGUUAUUAACCAAUCUAUUGGCAGGAUCACACUCAGUGUUAAAUACCACUACGAUGAUAUGAGACGUGUGUCAAAAAUGCGUCGACAAUAUUAUUAUUAUGGCAUGAAAAACACACCAUUUUCACUUGUUAUUGCCAUACCAGAAACUUAUGGUCAAUAUCGUGUCCAAAUACCAAGUUCAGAAGAUAUACAUCGGUUGCGUGCACAAGGUAAAAUGGCCACAGAAUUUUUCAAGGAAAAUUGGAUCAUUCAUCCUGAUUGGACGUAUUGUAAAUAUUUACGAUAUGAUCCAGAACGUCGUCCACAAUUUUCAACGCCUGAACAAGAAUUGCUACACUUUUUAGAUCGAAUGAAUACUGGACCAUGGAAAUGGUUAAAACGUACUGCUUUUCCUCCGGAGAUGACAAACACCACCACUGGAAAAUCAGAAAAAGUGGAAAAAGAUUCUUAUUUUUGUGACAGGGAUUUAAUGCAAUCACUUGUUUGGGACGCCAAGAUAACAUCUUGGUUUUCCAAUAAUAUUACAGACACGCCGAAAGAAGAUAAAAGCCCAAUAGCCAUGUUGAUGGUAUUAUUGCCCAGAAAUGAAUUUAUACAACGAUAUGGUUUAACAAUUGUUUUUGUAUCAACGCAUAGUGGCCUUACACGAUGGCAAGAUUUUCCAUCACCUCGACAGAGUACAUCAAACGAACCACAUUUCAGUGAAAUUUAUAAGCGUGCUAUCGAUGAAACCUGGUACAAGAGAGCAGUUGAACACUAUUUUAUAAAUCCCAGAUCUUUUGUUUAUUCUGUGCCUUUUGAUGUUGGUGAUAAAAAAGACACUUUAGUAACAGCAACGCACGCAAUUGUUAAAACGGAAAAUGGUCGUGAAAAAAUUCGAGCACCAGCUGCGGUCGUUGGUUUCCAAUUCUUACAUUCAGCUCUGUAUACUCUUUUCAAAAAUAUUACCUCAAGUUGUGGUGGAAUAAAACCAUGCCAGAAGACAUGUACGUCCGUUGAUUUGGAUUGCUAUAUUCUUGACAAUAAUGGUUACAUAAUUGUUAGUGAGAAUAUGGCGCAUACGGGACGCUUCUUUGGUGAAGUUGAUGGUUUCAUCAUGGAAUUAUUAAUCCAAGAACAUGUCUACCGUAAAGUGCAAAUUGUUGAUUAUCAAGCGGUCUGUUUUGAACAGCCGGAAGUUACAAAUCCAGCAUCACAUAUACCAACUCCUUUAAUGUUUUUUAAACAUAUCAUGCAAUGGGCAAUCAGUUACACAAUAUGGAUGUUUGCGCAAACCACAUUCAUAUUUUCGAAUACAAUAAAUGCAUUUAGCUAUGCAUCAGAGGACAUAAGUUCAGCGUACGAAGCAUUCGAACCAGAUCCAACCGUGUCCGCUGAUCAACCACCAGUGAAAAUCAAUGAAAAAGAAUUCGACAUAGAUUCAGCGCGAAUCAAUCAAACACGUCCAAAGCCAUGCGAUAUGGAUGUGACAUUAUACGAAAUGCGAUUUCCAAAAGAUAAAAAAGCACCGUAUCCAUUUGGACAGCCGUCACACUGUAAGGGUGGGGAAGAAUCACCACGGCCAUUUGUUGUCGAACAAAUUUCGAACAGCAACAUGAUUCUAUUGGUUGUUGAUGCGUUAUGUAAACGUGAUGAAAAUGUUGGACCGAUUAUUACACUUCCGCAAGAAUAUAAAUAUAAUGGAUCAGAUACGUUGUCAUGUUUCAAAGUUCGUAGUCCCGAACUUUCGAGACGAAGACCAAGUAGUUGUAUUAGUUCGCAUAUGAAUGAAAGUGAAAUUGAAUUAUGUGGGAAAGGAAAUCGUAUAGAAAAUUCUUUAAAUAUGCUAUUAAGUAUUUUAUUCGUUUUCAUAACAAGGCUUUUUAUUCACUAAUCA